This is a messenger RNA of Ziziphus jujuba (common jujube), 1636 nucleotides long. Its product is annotated as protein LATERAL ORGAN BOUNDARIES. The record is from RefSeq and is a predicted model, not a curated record. The transcript has 2 exons. Lineage: Eukaryota; Viridiplantae; Streptophyta; Magnoliopsida; Rosales; Rhamnaceae. The coding region runs from base 595 to 1476 and encodes 293 amino acids.
CAAAAUCAAAAUCAAAGAAAAUAAAAAUAAAAAUUUCAGUUUCGUUGAAUAUUGGUUAUAUGCGUUGUCAGAUUGGGCCAGAAUCUUUCAACAGUAGCCAAUCCACUUCCACAACUCUGACUCUCACAACACCACCAACUUGUCAUAUUCUCAUUAAUCCUCACCCACGUUUAUAAAAUUGUAUGCGUCUAGCCGCUUCUUCUUCUUCUUUUGCCGUCUAGAGAGUUAGGGUUAGGGUUUUAUUUUGCUCCUCCUUCUACUCUUCUUCUAUUCCUACUCAUCAUAUCACUAACGCAAACAAAAAAGCCAAAUUUUCACUUUUCGAAUCUAGGCCACGGCUGCCGCAGGGUUUGUAAUUCCCAUUUUUUCUUUUAAUUCCAUGAUUUUAAUUUUCUUAUAAAUUCUCAAUUGCACCAUAUGAUAUGAUCUGAUUUUGUUUUUAUAUUUUAGAUUAUGAUUUUGAAUUCGUCCGUCGAAAUCAUCAUCAUCAUCAUUAUCAUCGAAUGGAAUGAAUUAUUAAUUAAUAAAAUAAUUUGUUUGGCAGAGUUAUAAGUUUGUUGAAAGAGCAAUUAAGAGUAAUUAGUUAAUUAAUUAAUGCCAAUGUCGUUGUCGUCUUCGUCGUCGAGCUCCCAUUCUCCAUGUGCGGCCUGCAAGUUCCAGAGGCGAAAGUGCACUCAAGAAUGUAUAUUCGCACCGUAUUUCCCACCAGACCAGCCUCAGAAGUUCACCAACGUUCACAGGGUAUACGGGGCCAGCAACGUCGCCAAGCUCCUCAACGAACUCAACUCCGUCCACCGCGAAGACGCCGUCACAUCCCUGGCUUAUGAAGCCGAGGCUCGGCUUCGGGACCCCGUUUACGGUUGUGUGGGCUUCAUUUCUAUCCUACAGAACAGGCUCCGCCAAGUCCAGAACGAUCUCUAUGCUGCCAAGAAGGAGCUUGCUGCAUAUAUAGGCCCUCAGGCCAUGAUGAUUCAACCCCAACCCCAACAAGCAGCUGCUGCAGAUUACAACAUCAACAUGAACAUGUCAAUGCCCAUGCCAAUGUUGGGAAUUCCCACCGGCCCUUCUCAGGGCAGCGGCGGCGGCGGCGGCGGCCAGUUGCUGAUUCGUGACUCACAUCUACAGCAGCAACAGAUGUAUGAGGCUCAGCCUCAGCAGCAGCAGCAGCAGCAAGAGCUUGUAAGGUAUAACAGCAGUAGUGGUGGGUUUGAUCCAGUGAGUACUUUGGGUAGAGGGGGUGGUUUUAAUAAUCAUCAGAUGGGUGGAAAUGGAAAUACUAGUGCCAUGAAUAAUAUGUCUCCUUCAUUGGGUUUGGACACUUUCGAUCAGAAUGUUUAUCAGAUUCAUCAGCCUCCCACUCAGUAUCAUCAUCCAAUUGAGUAUCAUCAGAUUCAAGCUCAGCUUUUGCCCCACCAACAACCACAACAGCUACACCACUCUCACCAUAAAUCUGUACCUGAUGACAGUCAAAGAUGAUUGCUUCCUUCAUCUUUCCUUUAGCAAAAACUUUCAAGCCUAGUGCAUAUAUGCAGCAUACGAGUGAGGAUACUAAAAGAGAAAUUCAUGUAUGAGAUGUAAUGAGAUGUAAGAAGUUGGUAUGGGAAAAAAAAAUAUAUGGAUUUGAUUUUAAAUAAGG